Messenger RNA from Oryzias melastigma (Indian medaka), 1407 nucleotides. RefSeq names its product stem-loop binding protein (gene slbp). The record is from RefSeq and is a predicted model, not a curated record. Gene Ontology annotation, biological process: mRNA transport; mRNA 3'-end processing by stem-loop binding and cleavage. Gene Ontology annotation, cellular component: histone pre-mRNA 3'end processing complex; cytoplasm. The transcript has 9 exons. NCBI's taxonomy places the organism in Eukaryota, Metazoa, Chordata, Actinopteri, Beloniformes, Adrianichthyidae. Gene Ontology annotation, molecular function: mRNA binding; histone pre-mRNA stem-loop binding. The coding region runs from base 338 to 1072 and encodes 244 amino acids.
CAGAAUUACUGCAGGGCUUCCGUCCAAUUAGGAAAGCGUUACCCAGGCAACGUCAUCACGGGGCCGAAAUCCCGGAAGUGCUGAUAUAAACAAACAAAAUAUACAAGACUCAAGAAUCUUUGCACAAACUAAUGAAACGACAGACAUCGACGUCCUAAUGCUUGGAUAAAAUGGCUAAGACACUGCUAAUGCUCCAGUUCUCUCCUGUGGCCUAAGAGAGAAGAAAAGUUAUUUUCAAAAUGAUCAAUGAUAUAUCUGCUGAAGUCCCUCCCAAGAGUCCUUGAGUGUGAACAGAUCCAGAAAAGAUGGUGGACAGUCUCUGGGUGGCCUCCACAUAAUGAACAAUUGCAGCGGCCCGUCCCGGUGGUCCCACUGCAGGAAGCGAGGCGUGGAUGGGAGCAUGCGCACAGAUGAACACGAGCACACAGAAGGGAGACAUUCCAGUUUUACCACCCCAGAGAGCUCGGGUCCCGUGUCUCGCUGUGCCGCGGCGUCUGAUUGGGGCAGCCAGGUGGAGGACGACGAGAUGAGGAGGGACCUUCACAGAGACCUGCAGCGGUACAGGAGGAGGAUCUUGGCUGUCGACGCCCCCCACAGGGAGAGGAAGGCGUCCUCUGGAUCAUCUGGGAGCUGCGACUCCAAAGAAGAAGACAGCUUGGAGACGGAUGAGGGGGUGUUGCUGCGGCGACAGAAGCAGAUCAACUACGGCAAGAACACGCUGGCCUACGACCGCUACAUAAGAGAGGUCCCAAAACACCUGCGUCAGUCGGGCGUUCACCCAAAGACCCCCAACAAAUUCAGAAAGUACAGCCGUCGCUCCUGGGACCAGCAGAUCAAGCUGUGGAGGGUCAAACUGCACGCCUGGGACCCCCCCACGGACAAUGGGACCCAGGAGGACAAUGAAGAGCAGCUGGACUUCGGAGACAUCAUGGACAUUGAGCUGGACUUUCCCACCCUCACAGAGCCCGCCCCCCAGGCUGCACGCACCGGGGUUAUGGAGGACCCAGAAGGAUCAGGAACCCCGGUUAAAGUCCAGCGGAUGGACACUGCAGCGGCGUCCGACAUCGCGUAGCUUACGGGUUCAGAAAGCCCGCGGGCCUCUGGUGCUGGUUUUCAGGCGGGGAGACGAUCUGUGGCCUUCACUUGUCCUUCCCACCCCCCCAGAGAAGUUCAGGAGUUCUGCAGCUCUACCUUUUAUGCAGCUUUGUUCCACUUGAAUGGUUCUGAAGCCGGUGCUCCAGGUGACCCCUCAGAACCAGAGGAGAUGGCCAAAGAUGCAGCUUCCUCCGCUGGGUUGGGCCCUGACCUGUCUCAGGUGUUUGGAGCCCUUAGGGUUCCACUUUGUUUACCUGCAGCUUUUAAGUUCUGUUCUAAAGAUUUCAAUAAAACAAUGUUUCUGUUGACUCA